Messenger RNA from Colletotrichum karsti, 486 nucleotides. RefSeq names its product duf1715 domain-containing protein. NCBI's taxonomy places the organism in Eukaryota, Fungi, Ascomycota, Sordariomycetes, Glomerellales, Glomerellaceae. Bases 1 to 486 code for a protein of 161 amino acids. The transcript has a single exon. The record is from RefSeq and is a predicted model, not a curated record.
AUGGACUCGGACCCCUUCGACGACGUCCUCAACCUCGAGGAGCAAUUCUUCACCGAGGGCUACCGCCAGGGCACCGAAGACGGCAUCCUCGCCGGCAAGAUCGAGGGCCGCUCCGUCGGCCUCGCCAAGGGCUACGAGAAGUUCCUCGAGAGCGGCCGCGUCCACGGCCGCGCCGUCGUCUGGGCCAACAGGCUCUCGCUCCCGCAAAAGACCAAUGCCGUACCCGCAGACCAGCAGCAGCUCAAGACGUGCUCCCUGCCGCCCCUCGCGCCCAACGCCAGGCUCGAGAAGAACGUCACCGCGGCUUUCGCGCUCGUCGAGCCCGACACGCUGGCCAAGGAGAACAACGACGACGCGGUCAACGACUUUGACGACAGGUUCAAGAGGGCCCAGGGCAAGGUCAAGAUCGUGGAGAGGAUGACGGGGGAGACGUCUACUUCCAAGGAGGCGGCUGAGGGGGCCAAGGCGGAGGCGAAGGAGGUUUGA